Messenger RNA from Entelurus aequoreus (snake pipefish), 2459 nucleotides. RefSeq names its product gastrula zinc finger protein XlCGF8.2DB-like. Bases 369 to 1409 code for a protein of 346 amino acids. Gene Ontology annotation, molecular function: RNA polymerase II cis-regulatory region sequence-specific DNA binding; DNA-binding transcription factor activity. The transcript is spliced from 2 exons. Gene Ontology annotation, biological process: regulation of transcription by RNA polymerase II. The record is from RefSeq and is a predicted model, not a curated record. Lineage: Eukaryota; Metazoa; Chordata; Actinopteri; Syngnathiformes; Syngnathidae.
GAAAAAGAAAAGAAGAAGAAGAAAUACUUCCUGUGCCCACAUGGGGAAAAAUAAGAAAAAGAAGCAGACCUCAUGUUUGGACACUAAUAUUUCAGUGUGGUCUUUAAAUCUACGUUAAUAUUUCAUUUUUACACUUGUACUAAUUCGUCUGUCAUGCGACGAAUUACACUUUAUUCCUUCUUCGUGUCAGGAUAAACUCGACUCGUCCCGGUGAGGUUGGAAGCUUUUUAGGCUAGUUAGCUUAGCUUGCUAUCUGCUAGCAAAGAGAGGCGGAAGUGAUCAACACAUCGCCAAGCAGAGAUCAGGUGUGAGUGUAAAGUGUUGUGUUUGUGUAAAAAUGUGUGAAAGAAGGAUAGCAGAGUUCGAAGAUGGACUUUGUCGUAAAAAAAGGGGAGAAGGAGCGACAAUGUCAACUACUGGAUGCAGUUUUCAAGAAGUCUCAAGUUGUGUUCCACAGAACAGACGUCCAGCAGCUGAUUGGUCAUCGAGAAGAACCUCUCUCUAAGUUGCUGGAGGUGCGUUUCCCUUUGAAGCAGGAGGAUCCACAGCCCCCCCACAUUAAAGAGGAAGAGGAGUCUGAAGACCAUGAAGACAAACCACUUGAGUCUUCACAGCUUCAUCACAGUCCAAGUGAGGAGAAGAGAGAGGUGGAGCCUCCAAGCAGCAGCUCACCACAACACAUGACAACAGAAGCUGAUGGAGACCACUGUGGAGGAUCACAAGCUGACAUUCUAUUAGCUCCACUAUCAGAUAGUGACGACUCAACGUCACACGUUAAUGUAAUAAUGGAAUCACACAUGAAAACACACACAAGAAAAAAACCUUUCAGUUGUUCAGUUUGCGGCCACAUAUUCUCCCGAAAAGGUAAUAUUCAAAUACACAUGAGAACACAUACAGGAGAAAAACCUUUUAUUUGCUCAGUUUGCGCAAGAGGCUUUGUUUCAAACUCUGAUUUGACUCGACACAUGCGGACACACACCGGAGAAAAACCUUUCAUUUGCUCAAACUGUGGCAAAAGGUUUUCACAAAGAGGAAUUAUGCUGUCACAUAUGAGAACCCACACAGGAGAAAAACCUUUCAGUUGUUCAGUUUGCAGUAAAAGAUUAUCUCAUGAACAUCAUUUGCAAAGACACAUGAGAACGCACACAGAAGAAAAACCUUUCAGUUGUUCAGUUUGCGGUAAAAUUUACUCUGAAAAACGUCAUAUGCAAAGACACAUUAGAACCCAUACAGGAGGGAAAAAAUGCAUUUGUUCGGUUUGUGCAACAGGCUUUGUUACAAAGUCUGAAUUGUCUUGCCACAUGCGAACUCACACCGGAGAAAAGCCUUUCAGUUGUUCAGUGUGUGGUAAAAGAUACACUGACAAACGUUAUAUUCUAAGACACAUGAGAACACACGCGGGAGAAUAACUUUUCCUUUUUGAAAGUCCUCUUUCAAUAGACUCUGGCAGUCACUCAUGGUAUACUGCAGGGAUUCUCGAAAGUCUGGACUGUGUUCCAGAUCCAGACCAUGAGUCAGUCUGGAUCCAGUGGGGAACUAGCCACCCCACCUCAUGCUAUGAAUUACAAAACACUAUCACGUUUCUUUUAGGUACUGGUUAAAAAAUAAGUCAUUACAUGUUUGUAAUGUUAAAUACAAUGUUUUAAAUUAUGAUUCACAAGAUCCUUUCAAGGGGAACUACUCUUUUUGGGGGGAAUUUUGCCUAUCAUUCACAAUCCUUAUGCGAGACAAGCACACAUGUUUUCCUUUUGUUAUGCAGUCUAACUCAUAAAUAAAGGCUAGAAAGAGUCAGAAGUGAUUCGCUCCAAGGAAAGCAGGAUCUUUGUUGUCAUUGCACAAGUACAACAUUUCAUUCUCAUUACAAACCUGUUCGGCAGCAGGCAGACAUUGUACAUGGUAACAGAACAGGAACGCUGAUGGGUCGCCUCUCAAGGCGCCCAACGUUCUAUAUACACGCUGUAAGUAUAUAUGUAAUGUAGCAACAGGCACUUUCUUUAAAAAAGUAAUAUUUAUGUAUUUGGGUCAUUUUAAUUAUUAUAGAAACAUUUUGGUGGUGCAUUAAUUUCACAUUACAAUGUUCACUAUUUCCUUCAAUAAUAACUAUCAUUAAUCAUGGCAGACUUCAUGAAAGUCAACAAUUACUUAUUUGGGGAAAAAUAUGUUCCAGAACUUUGUAUUCUUGCGCGUGGACGUACGGACGAUGAGCUACAAGUUUUAUAUAGAAAUACAAAAUACGAGCAUAAUAAAGCGAUCACUUACUGUACAAUGUCUGCUCCCUCUGGGAUUCUGACUGAUGUGCUGUUUAUAUUUUCCCGUUUGGGUGAAAAAUUGAUUUUAUUCCUCACGCAGGUUACGAAAAAAAAGAAGGACGGGAGCAAAUGUGCGACUUUUUGUGUCUGCCUCGCAAUCUCCGGGUCUGAGUUGAAUGUCAAAGUUGACCAGCUUGUCGGUUUAUGGCA